Messenger RNA from Rhinolophus ferrumequinum (greater horseshoe bat), 5309 nucleotides. RefSeq names its product family with sequence similarity 163 member A (gene FAM163A). The record is from RefSeq and is a predicted model, not a curated record. Lineage: Eukaryota; Metazoa; Chordata; Mammalia; Chiroptera; Rhinolophidae. The transcript is spliced from 7 exons. The coding region runs from base 609 to 1109 and encodes 166 amino acids.
CAGCAGAGCUAAGGGAAGGCUCUUUGCAAGACACCAGCCGAGCUAUUCUAUCCCUUCCCUUCGCCCUCCGGCGGGCAGCCUCUCUUUCGUGGGGGGCAGUCUCUCUUUCCUGGGGGAUUCCCCUAGGACUGGGGCCAGCGCCAAUCAGGACUCUUGGUACCUGCCCCCAGCCCCGGCCACCUGGAGGGGCGAUGAGGUUUUCGGCUCCGUGCGGGGCCAGUACUUGGAGCGCCUGGGCGGGCAGAGGAACCUCACGUGGGCCUCCCCAGCCCCCGGAAGGACGCGCACAGACCGGGUGGGAGCCGAACGCGGGAGUCACCGCCGUCGCGGAGCUGCCCAGCAGCUGUAACGAGUUGGGACGCUCCUCCGCACCCUGGUUCCCCGAAAGGAAGGAAAAGGAGGGAGGGGUUGAGACCGGGGCAGGCCGCGGACUCUGCAGGUCGCUGGGCUCCGCUCGUGGAGUGCCUGGCCGCGGCGUACUUCCGAGGGAGCCUCUACACCCAGGCACUGACGCCCUUGGCCAUGACGCAGCCCCAUGACGGCCUGUGUGACUGAACCGUUGCUGCCUCAGCUGUUUCACAUAAGUAGUUGGAUGGGGCAUCGGGCGGAUGACAGCGGGAACAGUUGUGAUCACUGGCGGAAUCCUAGCUACGGUCAUUCUCCUCUGCAUCAUUGCUGUCCUGUGCUACUGUAGGCUCCAGUAUUAUUGCUGCAAGAAGAGCGGAGCUGAGGAUGCAGACGACGAGGAGGAGGAGCGCGACCAGCCCACACCCUCCAGAGGCCCCCCCUGCAAUGCCUGCAGCUCCCAAGCCCUGGAUGGCAGAGGCAACCUGGCACCUGGCACCAGCGAGCCCUAUGGCCAGCCAUGCGGGGUGGCAGCCCGCCACCUCACCACCUGCUCCCCAUAUAGCUCCCCCUUUUACAUACGGACAGCUGACAUGGUGCCCAAUGGGGGCGGAGGCGAGAGGCUGUCCUUCGCCCCCACAUACUACAAGGAAGGGGGACUCCCGUCCCUCCAAUUGGCAGCACCCCAUAGUUACCCGGUGACGUGGCCUGGCUCUGGGCGUGAGGCCUUCACCAAUCCAAGGGCUAUUAGUACAGACGUGUAACCCCUCUCACCCCCACCCCCACACACACCAAUACUGCUGCCCCAGCAGAAGCAGUGGAGCCAGCUGUGCCCCUUGCAGUAUCCCACAAGGACUGUCUCCAUUUCUUUGGCUUUUCUUGCCUCACAGUGGAAGGUUCACCAGGAUUCAAGCCAUUGGAUGCAUUGAGAACCAGGCAGGGCCUGGUCCCCUGGCCCGGAGGUGGAGCCUGACAGGUUGGGUUGGCAGCUUUGCCAGUUUUUCCGCUGGGACAUUGCUCUGGCUGGCUCCUAGCAGUCACAGACCCCUCGUACUUCCCUAACUCCCCCAGCUUUGCCAGAUUUUGAGACGAGGGCAAGUUAGGCCUCCAGAAUCCUUGGGGAAUGAAAGAAGGAAGGGGAACAUUGGGCAGGGUGAAAGGGAAGGGCUAAGGCACUGCAGAAUUUGAGAAGGUCGAGGAGGGUGUGCAAGAGACCGCUGCAGAACUUGGUGGCUGAAACGAAUCCAAGAGUCAGUUCACAAUGUAGUUUUGUAUUUUGGUUGUCAUAGAGACAGCAGGUCCCAUAGCUACUCCCAUGUGGAUCUGGUUCCUGAAGACAUCACAGCUGUAUUUGCCCCUUCCUCGUGGAACACAUUUAGUUGGCUUUGGUGGUGUGAGGUUAUUUGUGGGGAAUGCACCAAAAACUGACUGUGUGACCUCGUCACCCCCUAAAUCCUCUUUCUUUGCCUCGGGAACCAGCUGCCUGGCUGAGCGCCUUUUUCAGGUUUUGUUAGUAGAGUUCACGUAGCUUAGCGAGUGAGCUCCCGCUGGCGGCCUUGGCUGUGGCUGACAGCAGAGUGGUGUGCGUGGAUGCAGUCCGGCGAGAGCUUGUGCGUGCACACGUCUCAGGUGUGUGCACACACCGGGGGCUGCAAAGUGGAAGGGUCUCUGAUGUAGCAACUAGAAAGAAAAAUCUGACCCCCGGACAGCGUGAGGGAAAAGUGAGUAAGUGGCCAAUUCCCAUACAGGAAGAGCCUGAGGAGUCUCGCAUGGGACGAUGCUGUCAUGCCAGCCCCUCUAGGGCAUACUACUCGGGCAUCCAGCCGUGGUGCAGUCGACAUGGACCACUCACUCCACUGGGGACAGCGGCCCUGACUCCUGAGACCCGGAGGGGCUGAGUUAGCAAUCACAUCCCACUGGCUGCCCUCCCUCCUCGCCCCACUCCCAGUCUCGGGGACGCCCAUUGACUGCUGUCUCACUCUAGCCCCAAGUCCAGCGCCCAGUUCCCACGUAUAACAGCCCUGGCCUUACGCUAUGUGAGGGAAUGCAUCUGAUGAGUUUUCCAGUUGCCUCUGUAGCAAGGGAUGGCCGCCCCCCCUUCCAAGGCUGCCCCCCAACCUGACCCCACCCUCUCCUGAGUCACUGAAUGCCCCUGAGGGUGUGGCAGGGAAGGAGCUGGCCCCUGUGCUGAGUGGAGAGGGAAGAGCAUUCUCACCUUCGCACCACUCUGUUCAGGCUCGUGUCACCCUACAUCCCAAUCUGUAAUUAAGGCCCAUUGGGACCAGAGAACCUAGGGUCUGGUCACACUUUGGUCACUCAUUAGCUCUAGGACCAAUCACUUAUCUUUUCUGCGACCCCAUUUUCUCCAGGGAAAUGAGACUUGUCCAGGUGGACUUGAAGGCCCCUUGAGUGCUCCACGACGCCUGGACUACCUGAAAAGACCUGCCAGCCACGCCACGCGGUCCUGCGGGGCUGGGUGCGCUUGCCAGCUGCCUGAUCCUGUGUGCAGGGAUGCGUGCUAAGGGACGAAAGACCAGCAGGCAAAGUGGUCAUUGUGAAAAGCACGUGUUUGUCUAACUCUCCUACUGAGUGGCCUCAAAUGGUAACAUUGGUCUUCAUACAGUUGGCAGCUCUAGGCCGCUGUAAGGAGACCUGUCUCCGAGUCUGGAAGGGCCAGCAUAGGACAGUGGCUCUAACAUACCCCUCCCAUCACCAGCCCUUGCUGGGCCAAGCGCACCCACGUGACAUGAGCUGCUGGGCCUGGCAGCUCUCACUGCCUCCUGACAACCAGUGCCUUGCUGCCCUGGACUUCCAUAGCCAAUCAACCCCAGCAGGGGCUGUCCCUCCUUCAUCAAAAAAUAACAGUGUCAUUGUACCUCUCGCCUUUACAGAAAUCAAGACAACCUGAUCAACUAUCACCUGCUUCUUAAUGCCUGAUUUGUUGGGGUCCCCGAGUGGAAAGCCUCUUGUGCAGUCCUGCCCCUUCCUAUAGCUUUCCCAGCCUAAAUCCUGUCAACCCACGAAUGAAAAUCUAGGUUUGGGACAUUGGAGAAAUGGUGGGCCACUGCUCUCCCCCACACAGCCCCACGUUGCUCAGGGCAUAGGCUCAAGAUGGCCCGCCCACCUCCCCAUAGCUGUGAGGGCCUGUCCUGUGGAAGAGGAUGGUCCCCACACUCGACUGCACUGCACUUUUUAGCUAUGGAAACUCUCCAAAUUGCACCCUGAACAGGAAGAGGGGAGUCUGGGGCCACCCCGUCCUCUCCGCCAUCUCGUCUCCACCUCCACUCAUUGCCCCUGCUGCAGAUUUCUUGUCCUGCAUCUUUGGUAACUUGGAGUCACAACCAAGCAAAUGUCAAUAAAUGAGGAGUUUGAAAUAGAAAUCCCACAGGGUCUUCCAUUUUUCACCUGGGGAGGGGUCAGCUGGGCACGGAUUUAAGAGUGAAGACUCCUUUUCAUCACCCAGAAUGUCCAUUUUCAACAUGAAAAAAUCUACCCGCUUCCUCUCCCUUCCUGCUUCCACACUAACAAAUGCCCUCCACCAUGUGGCCUCCCCACCCUGGCCUCAGAGCUCCCAUCCAGGGAGGGUGUGUUGUUUGUUGGGAAAGGGGACAGGAAGUGGAGUUACCAGGGGACGGGAGCAGCCUCGGCGGCAGCCCCCUCCUGCCCCCACCCCCACCUCGCUGUCCGGGCCCAAGGUGUCCUCACCUGUAGCUUGUGUUCAAUCACCAACUCUCUGAAUCUGAGGAGACCCAAAGCGUCACACAACCAGCCCCUGAAUGUUGGGAAGGCAGAGAAGAGCAGAGAGUGUGGGGACCAGAUCCUUAGCUCCCACGGUGGCAGAGACUGGAGCAGUGUGGAGUGGGGCCCAGAGGACCAGGAAAUGGCUGUAUGUGUGAAAGGGAGAAUUUGGGGAGGAUGAGGGUGAGGGUGGGUCUGUGUGUGUUCCCGGGAGUGUGUACGAGGGAGACACACACACUCUCCCCCCACCUCAGGGCCCUGACUACAGCUGGGUGGGCAGCGGGCUGCCUGGCCUGAGCAGUCCAGCGCCGCUCUCUCCAGAAGGCUGCCCUCCACUGUCGCAGGCAAACCUACUUCCCCAGGAGCUUCUUUUCCAAAGAUGGUGGAUCCCUGGGGGAGAAUUUGCCCAGGCCUCCAGGGAAGCACUUGGCUCCCCGCUUCCUCUCUAGCCUGUAAUCAACUACCUGCCACGUGUCACCCAUUCUACACACACACACACCAGCAGCAGCAGCAAGGAACCCCAGCCGCAGCUAGGAGUUGAGAGGUAGGUGGUGCAGCCCUGCCCCCCAGACUUACUGCCUCCCAGGCCUGCUCCACCCCGGGGGCAGGACUAUUUUGGUCUUCACAGGAGUCAAGAUCCAGAGGCUUCGUGCCAGCUCACACUGGGCAUGUGAGAUCGCCUUCCCCUCCAAGUCUCCACAGAAGAUGACACGGUUCAUCUGGCCCUGGCCACGGUUCCUACCUCAUUCACCUGGAGGAACGCAGAGUUCCAGUACUGGCCUGCAGGGAUGGCAAAUCUCACGUAAUCUGAUCCCCUGGAAGCAGCUGCCUGGGGCCCUGAUAAGGCCGAGACCUCGUUUGGGCACAAAGAGCAGGAUGGCUGUGCCACAGCAUCUUGCCAACUCUGCCCAACCACGAUGUGACUCAGCCGCUGGUUCUCAAGCCCACGAUCUUCCCUUUGGUGCAGAUUAUGAUAAAGGGAUCUUUAUCAUAGAAUCCGUCAGGCAGAGUGUCUGCACCGUGUCACUUCACUGAAGGCCACAAGGCCGCCUGGCCUUCACAGCGUUCUGGGGCUGAUUUGUUCACAGAGAACGGUCAGGACCAGGGCCACGUCUUUGAAGGCGGCAUUCUCGUGGUCACAAUACUUGUAGAAGAUCAAGGUGGAGCCCGCGGGAAGGGAUUCAAAGCGGUGGACCACGGCAGCCUUCUGGCCAUUCUCAAAGCCA